AAAUAUGUUUGGCCAAUCAACACUAGGAGGCACAACAUCAGCCUUUGGUUCUACAGCCACAACAACAUCAACAAAUCGUAUGAACGAUUUCGAAGUGGUUUCACCUCCAGAAGAUUCUGUCUCAGCGUUAGAAUUUAGCCCGGCAACAUUGCAGCAAAAUUUCCUUAUUGCUGGUAGUUGGGAUUGCAGUGUACGAUGUUGGGAAGUCGAGCAGACGGGUAAAACUGUGCCCAAGUCCAUGAAAACAAUGGGUGGCCCAGUGUUGGAUGUUAGCUGGGCAGAUGAUGGUACCAAAGUGUUCAUUGCCAGCGAAAAGCAGGUUAAAGUAUGGGAUUUAGCCUCAGAUCAGCAAAUGCAAGUUGCCGCACACGAUGGACCCGUUAAGGUCUGUCAUUGGGUUAAAGGUACCAAUUACACAUGCCUCAUGACUGGUUCUUGGGAUAAGACGUUGAAAUUCUGGGAUACAAGAACACCAAAUCCCAUUAUGGCCAUUAAUUUACCGGAACGUUGUUAUUGCGCCGAUGUUGAUUUUCCCAUGGCAGUGGUUGGUACUGCGGGCCGGGGUUUAAUUGUUUACUCAUUGGAAAAUAGUCCGACGGAAUUUAAACGGCAGGAGAGUCCCUUAAAAUAUCAACACAGAACCAUUGCCAUAUUCAGGGAUAAGAAUAAGAAGCCAACGGGUUAUGCUCUGGGUAGCAUAGAAGGACGUGUUGCCAUACAAUAUGUUCAGCCGGUUAACCCGAAGGAUAACUUUACCUUCAAGUGUCAUCGUUCUUCGGGCACUGCGGGUUAUCAAGAUAUUUAUGCCGUCAAUGACAUAUCAUUCCAUCCGGUACAUGGCACUUUGGUGACGGUGGGUUCCGAUGGUACAUUCAGUUUUUGGGACAAAGAUGCUCGUACCAAAUUGAAGUCUUCCGAAACAAUGGAUCAAUCGAUAACAAAAUGUGGUUUCAAUGCCUCGGGACAUAUCUUUGCCUAUGCUGUCGGCUAUGAUUGGUCAAAGGGCCAUGAAUAUUUUAAUCCUGCCAAAAAACCUCAAAUAUUUUUACGAUCAUGUUUUGAUGAAUUGAAACCGCGGUCAACGUAA
Messenger RNA from Musca vetustissima, 1087 nucleotides. RefSeq names its product protein Rae1 (gene Rae1). The record is from RefSeq and is a predicted model, not a curated record. Gene Ontology annotation, cellular component: nuclear pore. The transcript has 2 exons. The coding region runs from base 5 to 1087 and encodes 360 amino acids. Gene Ontology annotation, molecular function: RNA binding; ubiquitin binding. Gene Ontology annotation, biological process: RNA export from nucleus; transcription-dependent tethering of RNA polymerase II gene DNA at nuclear periphery. Lineage: Eukaryota; Metazoa; Arthropoda; Insecta; Diptera; Muscidae.